AAUAUCUAGGUAUCACACUAGACAGUAAACUCCUCUGGAAUAAACACUUAGAAAUAACAGUCGGGAAAGCCACAAAAGCCCUUAUGAUAUGCCGAAGACUGGCAAAUAAAUCAUGGGGGUGCAAACCAAAUAUCCUAAGGUGGAUGUAUACCAUGAUGGUGAGACCCAUUAUCACCUACGGUGCGGUUGUUUGGCACAAAAGAACCGAACUAGUUACAACUAAAAAGACAUUAAACAAAGUUCAAAGAUUGGCCUGCUUAUGCAUUACUGGCUCAAUGAGAACUUGCCCUACAGCAGCAAUGGAAGUCAUCCUCCACUUAACACCACUCCAUGAAGUAAUAAGUAGUACUGCUAACGGAACAAUCUUGAGAUUUGCAAAAGAGGGAACUGGUACGGGCAAGAGUAUUGGUCUCAAAGAAAGGGACUCAAUAUCGAACACCACAGUUAAAAACCUCCUUGACAUCCCAAGAGAUUGCAUGAUCAAGAAAUACAACUUUGAGAAAAACUUUCAAACACAGUUUAGUAGCAAGGCAAAGUGGGUAAGUGAAUCCACGAACUACACUUUCAAUGCAAACGCCAUCAAGUGGUACACUGAUGGAUCGAGAACAGCUGAUGGAACUGGAGCAGGAAUAUUUGGGCCUAGAACCAAAAUUUCCAUUCCAAUGGGACAGUUUCCUAGCAUUUUUCAAGCGGAAAUCAACGCUAUAGAUAAAUGCGCAGAACGUAAUCUCGAAAGAAAAUACAAAAACCAAAACAUUGCCAUCAUGUCUGAUAGCCAGGCCGCACUUAAAGCUAUAAACUCAUACGCCAUCAACUCCAAACUCGUAUGGGAAUGUGUGAAGAAGCUGAACGAGCUUGGCAAGGCAAAUAAAAUAACACUGUACUGGGUUCCCGGACAUGUUGGAGUACAAGGGAACGAAGUAGCAGACUCCUUAGCAAAAGCAGGUGCAACCGCACCUCUUAUGGGCCCAGAACCAUAUUGCGGAAUUGGAGACAGCACGAUCAAACAAAUGAUAAAAACCGAUGAGGAGGCCAAACGAACUAAAAUUUGGAAAGAAACUCCUAAACUCAGACAGGCGAAAUCACUACUUGGGAAUUACAACCAAAAAAGAUUUAAAACCUGCAUUAACCUGAGUAGAAACAACCUGAGAAUAAUAACAGGGAUCCUUACAGGCCACUGCAAGCUGAGAAAACACCUCAACAACAUUGGCCUGGCAGACAGUGCCACCUGUAGAUUCUGCAACAAUAAUGAAGAGACGCCAGAACACAUACUGGGCAACUGUGAAGCACUAAUGCACAAUCGACACAGAUACCUGGGCCAGCACCAGGUAACAAGUAAAGAUCUACCGUCGAUAGAAAUACUCCAGUUAAUCAAAUACCUAAAAAGUAUCAAACUGGAGACUGUACUCAACGGUUAUGUGUGGAGUAUAAAAUAUUAUGAACAAGCUAACGAACAUCACAACGACGAGGAAGGACGACGAAUGGUACGGAACGUUGGUAAUAGCUUACUGAAGGAAAAUAAUAACGAAACACACGGUGUUGUAUACGUAUACGAUGACGGUGGUGGUGGCGGCCAUAGUCUAGAAAAGAAAAAGAAUAAGGAAGUUCACGGAAGUUGUCGUUUGAAAAAAAUAUUACGGGAAUAUAGCAGUCCCCAACAUGCAUGCAAGGCAGGUGGAAUUGAUACAAGAAUUAAUUAA
Molecule: messenger RNA, 1700 nt
Organism: Episyrphus balteatus (marmalade hoverfly)
Lineage: Eukaryota; Metazoa; Arthropoda; Insecta; Diptera; Syrphidae
Exons: 3
Coding region: 84-1700 (538 amino acids)
Biological process (GO): DNA replication, removal of RNA primer
Molecular function (GO): RNA-DNA hybrid ribonuclease activity; nucleic acid binding
Source: RefSeq, a predicted model, not a curated record